AUGGAGGUACCAAGUUUCGCUGAUCUCGGGAAAAACGCAAGGGAUGUCUUCAAGACGGCCUAUCAUCAAGGCAAGGGCCUUAUCAAGCUCAAUGUCAAGACCACAUCCGCCAAAAGAUUUCAAAUAAUGAGUGACACAACUUUGAAUUUUGAGGCAUCAAAGUUAAGCGGUUUAAUGGAGACGAAGUAUAAGGCGGACGCCGGAGCCCUAUUGCUGAAAUGGACAACUGAGGGCGUGCUUUUUCUGGGCUACGAGUUUAACGGUCUGCUAAUGAAGGGUGUCGAUUUACUCUCCGAGUGCGCUUACAAUCCAGAGACAGCCGCGAAAAACGUGAAGGUCGGCUCGAAAUUCGCCAACGAGAGGCUCAACGCACACUGCGAGAUCUGUCAGUUUAUACACUCUAAUUAA
Molecule: messenger RNA, 408 nt
Organism: Cataglyphis hispanica
Lineage: Eukaryota; Metazoa; Arthropoda; Insecta; Hymenoptera; Formicidae
Product: voltage-dependent anion-selective channel protein 2-like
Exons: 2
Coding region: 1-408 (135 amino acids)
Biological process (GO): transmembrane transport
Cellular component (GO): mitochondrial outer membrane
Source: RefSeq, a predicted model, not a curated record